AUGAAGGUGAUGCCGUCUCGGUGCCCGGCCAGCUGUCCCACAGGCUGCGGCCGGUCCUCCCUCAGCGUCCUUCGGUCCCACACUUUGCACAGUGCGUCGUCGCUGCCCGAGAACAGCAGCUGUGACGAGCUGUCCGCGAACGCCACCGCAUUCACGUCGUCCUCGUGCGCGUCGAUCUGUCGCGAGCAGGUGAGCGUGUGUGAGAACAGAGACAAUAAGAGAGUGAGACAAUGUGGGCCGUUCAGAGCAGCGGAAUCGUUUAGUUUUUCUGCAGAUGUGCCUGUAAUCCUGAAGUCCUGGUAA
Knipowitschia caucasica is the source of this 303-nucleotide messenger RNA. Lineage: Eukaryota; Metazoa; Chordata; Actinopteri; Gobiiformes; Gobiidae. The record is from the annotation of a GenBank genome assembly.